This is a messenger RNA of Oreochromis aureus, 1299 nucleotides long. RefSeq names its product methylsterol monooxygenase 1 (gene msmo1). Gene Ontology annotation, molecular function: iron ion binding; C-4 methylsterol oxidase activity. Gene Ontology annotation, biological process: sterol biosynthetic process. Lineage: Eukaryota; Metazoa; Chordata; Actinopteri; Cichliformes; Cichlidae. Bases 141 to 1016 code for a protein of 291 amino acids. The record is from RefSeq and is a predicted model, not a curated record. The transcript is spliced from 6 exons.
AGUCUCCUUUCCUCUCGGCCAAUCGGAGUAUCCGAUAUUACUGUACUUCACCCGCUCCGCCACCUCUUGCUCAGGUAGACGGGACAUACAGCAGAAAGGCCUCUCUCCUGACCCACAGCCAGCUUGCAUCAUCUUUCAGCAUGGCGGUGAACGGCACUGCAAACAUUUUGAGCUCUGCCUAUCUUGCAGUCGAGUAUGUCGAUGCUGUUCUGCCAGAAAACCCGUUCCAGCCCUCCCUGAAACACGCCUGGGGCUACAUGCUGGACAACUACACCAAAUUCCAGAUUGCCACCUGGGGCUCGCUCAUCGUCCAUGAGUUAAUCUAUUUCCUGUUCUGCCUGCCCGGUUUUCUCUUCCAGUUCCUGCCCUUCAUGCAAAAAUACAAGAUUCAGCAGGACAAGCCAGAGACGUGGGAGAAACAGUGGAGGUGUUUCAAGAUGCUGCUUUUCAACCAUUUCUGCAUCCAGCUGCCUUUGAUCUGUGGCACUUACUACUUCACCGAGUAUUUCAACAUUCCUUAUGACUGGGACUCCAUGCCACGCUGGCCAUAUCUCCUGGCUCAGUGCUUCGGCUGUGCUGUUGUUGAGGAUGCCUGGCACUAUUUCCUUCAUCGCAUACUGCAUCACCGCCGGAUCUACAAGUACAUCCACAAAGUCCACCAUGAGUUCACUGCUCCGUUUGGCAUGCAGGCAGAAUACGCUCACCCCGUUGAGACGAUCAUCCUUGGGGCUGGCUUCUUCAUUGGCAUCAUGAUCUUCUGCAACCACGUGUUCUUGCUCUGGGCCUGGGUCGCCUUCCGUCUGAUGGAGACCAUCGAUGUCCACAGCGGUUACGACAUUCCUUUGAACCCGCUCCACCUGAUCCCGUUCUACGCCGGCGCUCGUUUCCACGACUUCCACCACAUGAACUUUGUCGGGAACUACGCCUCCACCUUCACUUGGUGGGACAAACUGCUGAAGACAGACAGCCAGUACAACAGCUACAUGGAGAAGCAGACAGAUAAGAAGACGCAGUAAAGCGCUCAAGCCUUCCUUCAUGGACACAUGCCUGUCCUGUCAGGUGGAGAAGAGGCAGUGAGCCGUACAGACAAAAACAUGCGAUUACUGCUGAUUUUCAUCUCUGCACACUUAAUAAAACACAUGCAAAAGGUGUUUUUAAAAAACGAGUCAGCACAUCUGUGGUUUGAUUAUGAAUCAGACUGCGUGUUGAUUCGGUCUGCCUUCUGUGCCUUCUUAAAAAAGAAGCAAUGUCUGUUUUUUAUUCCAACAGCUGGCUGAAUAAAAACCCAUCAUGUCCUCA